GUAUAGAGGGAAUUUAAGUCUCUGUUCACACUGUUGAUAUUUGCAUGUCUUAGGUUGUCUCUAAAAAUAGGAUUUAACUGACUGCUUAGGUGAAGCACAACUUUUCGAGAUUAUCUAGAAAAUGAUGAUCAAUCAUGAAGUGUUUAAUCAUUCAACAUCACCAAUUGCUUCAUCAUUCUAUCAAGAGGUAUUGAAUACAGAUCCAAAUUUAACAUUUGAUGAUCUGCCAAUGCCAUAUAAAAAGCUAGAUCAAUUAUUAUGGAGUAUAUUUGAUACAACAUGGAAUAUAAUUGAAGCAAGAGAGAAAUAUAAAAAUACGAAGUUUAUUCUUCAUCAAUCUUCUAUACAAAAUGUGAAGAUUAAUCUAAAUAUUGAAAAUGUUCAUCUAUAUACAUUAAUUGGACAGUAUUUGUUUAAAACAUAUGAAAAUCAAGUAACUGUAUAUAAUAUUCACAAUCUACAAUCAGUAUCAAAAUGGAUAUAUAAAGAUAACUUUUUCGGUGGUAACAUUUCUAUUCGUGCGUUGCAAAUCUUUCAAUUAAACAAAGAUAAUAUCCUAUUUACAGUGCUAAUUAAUAAUAUGGGACAGACAGCUAUGUUGAUGUUUGUUGAAGGAAUGUUUAUUCCUGUUAAAUUAGUCAACUUAAUGUCUGAUAAUCAGGCAUAUCAUGCAUUGAAUGGCAAAAUUUCUCCAUGUGGACAGUUCUAUAUAUCUUUAAAUAAAGAUUCCAUUAACUCUCAAGUUUGGUUAGAAAUUUAUCGAUUACCAGUUGAUAUAUGGAUGAAAGAGAUUUCACCUCUCAUUCAAGAAUUUCAAAAUACAAGAAUAAAUCCCACAAAUGAUGAUAAAGUACCCUCUGUACAGGAGAUAGUUGAUAGUUUGCACGAAAGAAAAACAUUUUAUGAAAAUGAAUUUCAGCUCAGUUCACCCUUACUUUUAGGAAGAAUCAGGUAUCCAAAUAUACAGCCAAUUCCUGCAUACAAAUCAGUAACAGCUGCAUUGAAGCAUGUUAAUGAAAAGGCUAACCUUGUAAACUUUUCAAAUAUUGGCACUCAUCUAUAUUCUGAUAUAAUUUCUGAAGUGAAUCAGCUAGCAUUUAUUCAGCAUCGAAACUAUUCGUCUUGUUUAAUGUCUACUGCUAAAUUUCAACAAGAUGGAGAGAAUCGAGACUCCGUGCAGGAGCUCAUGAUGAAUAGCCCUGAAUAUGAAAAGCAAGAAGUAUCUGAAUCUGUAACAGGAAGAACUAAAUCGAAUACACCAAUUUUAGCUCAACAUACAGGAAGGCAUUCAAAGUCUUCUAAACGAAAGUUAGCCAGUAAAGACAAUUCUACAUUAACAGGUAAUCGUAAGAAAAAAGGAGAUAAAAAUCAUUACACUGCUGAAGUUACUGAGACAUUGAUAAAUAAAGAAAAUGAAAGCAAAAAACAGUUUAUUGAAGAACUAAAUACUGAAGCAGUUGGAAAACGUUCUACUUUAGAUGAAUAUGAACUAUCCGAUGAACUUCUUGACAGAAGUCAGAUGAUUAAAACAAUAAGAGAACAAUUGAUAAAAGAUUUAAAUGAGGCACAGCCUAAAAGUUAUCCUUAUUUUGAAUUUUUGCCUAUAUAUCUGAAUUCUGAUGUUAAAUAUCAAGAAACGUCAACUUCAAACAUUGUUGGUUAUUCUAGAUCUCUAUGUGUUUACUGGUCAGAAUCAAGUUAUCUUUAUUUUUAUUCUUUGGAUAAAUUUACAAAAUCCGGCGAAUGUGUACCAGAGGAAGUACGGUACGUCGGUUCUUACAUAACGCAUAUGUCAGUUGUGCGUUCAAGCUAUCCAGUCAACACGAAUCAAUCUUAUGCAAAUAAAAAGCAACAGCAAUCACAGGGAUCAGAUCCAGUCAAUUCAUGCAAUGAUUAUCUAUUGAUCGGUCUUCAGUCAGGUUUAGUUAUAGUUCAACAACUACAAUCAGGUCGAUAUCUACCAUUACUUCAUACUGGAUUGGGACCAAUAGCAGACGCUAGUUUAACUAUAAAUGGUGAUCAGAUCAGUUUGGUUACUGCAUGUUUAUUAAACGAAAAAACCGAACGUUCAAGCUCAGAGGGGAACAAUUUGAGUUUAAGCAAUAACUUCACAUUUGAUGUCUAUAAUCUAGAUCGUCAAAAUAAGAUCAGUUGGGAGAGACAAUAUAUUACGAAGAAAAACAAAUUGUGUUGUCAUGCCAUAACUAUCUUAACGUCAGAUGAUUCUUACAGUAUUAUUGUCUGCCUAAUCUCAGUAAGGGAUAUGCUAAUCUUUCCAUUCAGUAUUCAACAUCUUAAACAAGAAAAUAUGAACCAUUCAACAAACGAUCACAUUUGUAGAAAUCAACAAAAUUCUGAUCUUUACACUGAUUCUAAUCGAUUUUGGCAAAAUGUUAUACAGAUUAGCUUACCAAAUCCAUAUGAAGUUAAUUUAUGCUCUGGAACUAUCAGUUUAUUCUCAGAAAGAAAUGAGCAAUGGAUUAAUAAUACUGAAUUAUUUCAUCAAUUAUAUCUUGUAUCGUAUGGAUCAGAAUCGAAUACAGAAGAUUAUAAUGAUGAUAAUGAUAGAAAUCAUGAUGAUAAUCAAGAGUUAGAAAAGCAGAAUACAAAAUAUUACCUUUGGAUUCGAGGAACUAAAUAUGAUCCGACGAAUGAAGAUACACUUCAAUCCAAGCUUUUUUAUACCUGUUUGCAAUUUGAACCAGUAGAAACUGUAACUGAUUCAGUGAUGUCGAUAACAAGGAUAAAGAUGAAGAACCAUAUAUAACACCACUUCAGGCUUAUUCUAGGAAAUUAUUGCAGAAAAGAAAUUCCAGUGAAAAUAUAAGAAGGCAGAUAUUUCAAAAAGUUUGGGAACAAUUACCAUCUGAAAAUCUUGUACUAAUUAAUUUUUCUAAUUGGAUUUCCAUUACAUUCAUUCAUUCUGUUAACCUUAAACAAAUAAGAAUUAAUUUACUGGAAAAUAAAAUCUUUGCUAUAAUUAUA
Molecule: messenger RNA, 2985 nt
Organism: Heterobilharzia americana
Lineage: Eukaryota; Metazoa; Platyhelminthes; Trematoda; Strigeidida; Schistosomatidae
Source: the annotation of a GenBank genome assembly